This is a messenger RNA of Cylicostephanus goldi, 489 nucleotides long. The record is from the annotation of a GenBank genome assembly. Lineage: Eukaryota; Metazoa; Nematoda; Chromadorea; Rhabditida; Strongylidae.
AUGUACUCCUACGCAGUGCGACAUUGGGCCAAACCUGCCGAUCCACAUGUUAUCAACCAUGCUGGUCUUACUCCACUUACUCUUGCCACCAAGUUGGGUAGAAAACACAUUUUUGAGGAAAUGCUCGAACUUAUGAAAGUGGAGUUCUGGCGAUUUUCUGACAUGACUUGCUCAGCUUAUCCAUUGAACACCUUAGACACCAUACAACCGGAUGGAUCUACCAAUUAUGAUUCCGCCCUCAUGACUGUCAUUAACGGUAACACUGCCGAACAUCUGGAUAUGAUUGGAAGUGAGGUCAUUCAGCGUCUGCUAGCAGACAAGUGGAAAGCCUUUGCCAUGCGAAAGCUGAUUGAACGAUUGGCCCUACUGGUGUUGCAGUUGAUCACAUUAUCCAUCGUAGUUUAUGUGCGACCAACUGAAACAGCUCGUCUAUAUAUGAGUGAUCCUCAGUGGGACGAUUGGGUAAGUUUUUGGAGAAACAAUCUCUAG